UUGAAGUAUUGAGGUAUUGGGUGAAGCAUUGAGAGCUAUCGGCAUGGAAUUGUCAAUGCUCGCCUAGUAAUAGUAUUGUGCCGGGUUUUCGGCUUUAUCCUCUUCCCAGCGUCAUGGGAAAUUCGAUCUCCGCCGAAGCUCCAUGGAGGGGUCACCGAACAUCUCAGAAGCUAUCGAAACCUAAGAUAGGUAAUCCUACUGCAGCUGGCCUGUUGAAUACCAAUGGCGACUCAAAUUCAGCGUGCCAUUCCUCGGCGGCGAGACGUACCUCGCUUCCCCAAGCUCCUAUACUUGCAGCCCCGCCAUCGCUCCCUGAGAAAGACCCUGUCGUAUCAGUAAGCGUACCCUCUAGCGAGAAAGGACUGGACUUAGGGCAUCGCAUUUCGAGGAGGCUCUUCCGUUCCAAUACCUCCAAAGAGACGCCCCGACAUCAACGGAGAAGUAACUGCGUCGAGGUAUCAGAUCUUUCGCAAGAGCGUUGGGCAACCCGGGCAGGAUCUCAGGGGGAUGGAUUUGAGAGAGGGUAUAACUAUAGUCAACCUCCUGUCCCAGUGAGCUUGUCUAUGAGCACAUCGCGCACUUCAUUUAACUAUGACCCUUUCUCUUACGAGGCUCAGCGCUUAUCAAAUCUUGUUAGCGAACCGUCCCGCGAAGAUAGUUCACUUGCUUUGGAGAAUCGAACACACGUUUAUGAAGCAAUGCGGGGCGACGUCUGGGGUCGACGGCCGUCAAUACCCGAAGUGACUCCGUCAAUAACUCAUAGUAGUUCUGACAUCUCUCUAUAUACUCCUAUGCGAAGAAGAUCUUUUAUGACUCCCGGCGUUGCUACUCGUGAAGUGCUGGUAGAUUCGACCUUACCAAAGAUUAAGUCGAGAUACAGUCUCCCCUCAACUCCGGCCCGCCGAAAUUCUAUGGAAUUAAUGGAUGUUGGGACAAUCGAGGCGCCUCCUGGUUUAGCCAUUUCAGAUCCCGCACCUCGUGCGCUAACACCUUGUGAGGCGGAAUAUACACAGACGGGCGCUUUUAAAUUUGGCACUCUCCGAAUUACAAACGGUAGCCCGGCGAGGAGUCCGGCACGAAGUUUAAGCCCUGUCCGAGAUUCAAGUGGUGAUAUCAGACAAGAAGAGGCUGAGGAAUUGGCGGUGAAUCGUACAACAGAAGAUUAUUUUGGAACGGCUCCCACCGGACACAGUCAGACGAGAAACUCCGAGACUUCACUUCCCAAAGUUGAAGGUCAAAACGUGGAGAACUCUUUGAGCCCGCCUAGCAGCUCUAAUACAGAAGCAGUGACCUCUGCGUGUUCUAUUUCGUCUCUAGGGUCUUCCGAGCUUACAACUGAGCAUCAGAUAAGUCUACCGCUGUUUAAUGAUGGGAAGCCGAACAUCCUAGAUGUUCACGUAACUAGUAAACAUACGGCUAUGGAGGAUAAACUAUUUGAUGACGAACCGGAUGAAUAUUCGUCGGUGGAAAUUCUAGAUGUACGAAUUGACACCAAUGCGAAGUCUACGCCACCUUGCUCGAAGCCAGUGUUGGAAAAAGGAAGCUCAAGAGAAAUCAGCAGGUCAGAUAGCGGUAUUGCAAGCCCUGCUUCAGAGUCCUCGGUGGCACCUUUAUCUAAGGCAGAUUCGGGCUACAGCUCAAGUGUUUCUCUGCGAUCACUUUCUUCGAAACCAUCGGCUCCCAAAAAAGAUCGCACCGUUGAAGCUACGAGCGACGCUGGUGUGAAGCAGAGCGAGCAUGCUGAAGAACCGGAUGCCACGAUACUUACCACUGCGACGGCCAACGUCAAAAUUUCUAGGUUAUCUAAUGAGCCAUCACCUCCACCUGUUCCUAUGAAAGAUUCCCAUCUUGCUGCUCUCGCAAGCCCGAAAGCGCCAAGCGAAUUAUCGCCACAGUCUCAACAGACCUCUAGAUUGACAGGCAUUUCGCAGCCUACGGGUGCGCCGGAGCGAGUCUUGUCACCACGCAAUCUUCGGAGUCGUCCUAGCCGCAGUAUCGAAACUCACCAGAUGCCUUCAGGUGGCCUACAUGUAUCUAGUCCUAGUCGAAGUAUCACUAGUGGAUUCCGCAAGCCAGGAAAGUUGCAAAGAUUUCUAAGUGGAAGCCGAGGACGGGCGCCACUCACAGUUCAUAAUACGCACCCUACCGGAUACACGCGUGUUCCUGCUGUCCCUAGAGAUAUGCAUGCGAGGCUUCAAACGCAUACAGGAUCGAGGGCAAUUUCGUUCAGGAAAUUAGCUCUAAGGUCUGCAGCUAGUAAGGAGACACUUGGGACAAUCUUGAGCGUUGGGAGUGCAGAGCUACUCCAAGAUGAAGACUUCUCCUCAAAGACUUUAGGCGGCCAGAUAAUGGCUUCGGAUCGAAACCAGAAGGCCCUUGUCUCUAUGGAAUCAAAGGCGGCGGGAAAUUUGUCUACUUUGUCGAAGUCAAUCCGUCGCAAGCCUGUGUCUAGCCAAAGCAACGAUAUCUCUCCCGAGUCAACUACGGCCAUCAAAACAUCGAUGGAAAAUAAUAUCGCCCAAGUCGUAUCAUCUCAGACGGCUAAUAGGGAUUAUAACGGCUCUACCAAUGCUAUGAUAGCGAGUGAGAACACGAGAUGCCCUACAUACGCCGUUCAGCAGCCUAUUUCAAAUGCUAUGACAAUCAGUAGGGAAGAGGAAUCGAGAACGAUAAAUUCCAAGGCUAGUUAUGAAUUUGCGCAAGGCAAAUCGCGUUCUGCAUCAACUCUUGAACCUCCGCCACCCGUACCUAGUUCUAGGUUCUCUAAAAGCCCUCCGCCCGUUAGCAUGAGAACUCGGAACAUGGGUUCUUUACGGGUUCCCUCCCCUGCAAGGUCAAAAUCAACUCCCCCCGAGAAUAUGGGCCGACCAAGGCUACCUCCUCAUUCACACAGGGGGAACCCGGAAGACAAAUUGAGAACUCCCGAGAUGAGCAAUACUUUUGCGGCCAACCGGAUGACAGCAUCCAGGAGGUCGAGUCGGGAGAAACUCCAGAUGGAUCAUGACCCUUCCCUUUCUCGGCGAUCAUCCGAUAUCAGCCGACGAAGUUCACUUUCCAGGCAGUCGAGUCAACGAAGCGCCGCAACUACCGGGCCAGCCUUCUUCGGGCAGCAGUACCAUUCGCAACCUGACCUGCCACUACACCGUCGGUCUAGUUAUGACGAAUAUAAUAUUCUGCCACAAAACAGCAGCGCGCGAGAUAACGGCCCUUACCCAUCGCUAUCUCGCAACGGACAAACAUAUGUUUCGAAUCCUUGGAGUGGUCGGUCGAUGUCAUUGCCACAGCAGUGGGACCAAGGUGUACAAUAUCCCCCCCAUCCUCCCCGCCACCAUAUCAGGCAUCGAAGCCUAGAUCAGUAUGGCAACCCUAUGCCCUAUCGGGUUCUCCAUUCCUACAACUCUCCUGCUUACCGUCAUUUACCAAUCUGGAGAUAAACUAUUGAUUCUGCUUCUUUUUCAAAGAUGAAUUGCAGAAAUAUCCUAUACUCCUGUAUUCAGACUUGAGACGUCUCUCAA
Daldinia caldariorum is the source of this 3515-nucleotide messenger RNA. RefSeq lists its product as uncharacterized. Lineage: Eukaryota; Fungi; Ascomycota; Sordariomycetes; Xylariales; Hypoxylaceae. Bases 114 to 3434 code for a protein of 1106 amino acids. The record is from RefSeq and is a predicted model, not a curated record. The transcript has 3 exons.